Messenger RNA from Dioscorea cayenensis subsp. rotundata (Guinea yam), 520 nucleotides. RefSeq names its product cysteine-rich and transmembrane domain-containing protein WIH1-like. NCBI's taxonomy places the organism in Eukaryota, Viridiplantae, Streptophyta, Magnoliopsida, Dioscoreales, Dioscoreaceae. The record is from RefSeq and is a predicted model, not a curated record. Gene Ontology annotation, cellular component: plasma membrane. Bases 116 to 358 code for a protein of 80 amino acids. The transcript has 3 exons.
UAAGUUGUAAUUUUGGAUGCCGGCCUUCAAAUGUAUAUAAAUAUCCAUCCAUAUUCUCAAACCAUGAAUAUAAGCUUUCUAUCAUCUUCUUCUCUUCAUCCAAUCAUCUCACAAUAUGAGUCAGUUUGAUCACCACCAGACUCCUCCUCAAGUUUAUCCACCACCUACAACUGCUUAUCCUCCGCCGGGACAAGUGGCACCACCAGCUCCGAUGGGUUACCCGGUGAGUGAUGACGUCGGCGUUGCUGCUCCAUACCAGCAAUCGGUGCCCAUGGAAACUAAAAGCCGUGGUGAUGGUUUCUGGAAAGGAUGUUGUGCUGCCCUGUGCUGCUGCUGUGUGUUGGAUAUGUGUGUCUGAGUGGCAAAACAGGAGAUAUAUAUAUAUAUAUAUAUUUAUGUUCUCAUUGUUCUUGUGUUUGUAAUGUUAACUUGUAUUUGUAUGUGUUGUUAAUUUGUUGUUGUAUGUUGUUGUUCUUGUAGACAGUAAUUCUUUGUAAAUUAAAAGAGAGCUUUCUCUAUC